AUGGCCUGCGUUGAUACAAAUCCUGCAUUGCAGGUACGAACCUGGUUUACCAUUCGCGUGUACCAGCGUAACACCAGCCACACCAGCACUGUCCACCUCAGCCCGGCCGACGCCAUCGGCUUCGCCGUGAAACACCACAGGCGUGUGACGGCUUCGAAAGCGUACGAGCGUUUAUGGCGAGUUUUCUACUCCCGCUUCCAGGAAUUCGGAAACAGAAGCACUGCACCGAACGACGCUGCCAUAGAGAGGUCCGCGGCGAUUCAGACCUUCGUCCUUGAGCACAUCUUCGAGGCCAAGACAAACCCGACAGGUCGUCCCGCAUGUUUUGUUAUGUCAGCACUGGAUGGGUACACAGCCAACAUUUCAUCCGAAGAGUGGAUCGCAGAGAUAAACGAGGUGAUCCCCAGCGCCCAUGUGUCUCCUUCAGACAACAUCAGCGUGAGCGAUCUUGCGGUUCUCGAAGCGAUCGACGUCAUCUUCAAGUCCUUCACUCGCCGGGACAUUAUGGAUUAUUUGGGCUGCCAGUUGGCACAGUUGUACGGUCCGCUGGUUGAUCCGAUGCUGUCCAAGGAGUACUUUGGAGACGCGGAGCGCACCGCGAUCUACCUGCCUUACGUGUGCGCCCGUGAGGUUGAGGCAUCAUAUCCGGGUUUGGCGGCAGCACUGCACUACCUCACGCGCCUCGACCAGUCGGCUCGGAAUGCCGUCAGGAUGACCCUGGAGAGUGUCCUCAACACCACGGCCGCCCUAGUAGAAGGCGUCUCUUGGCUGGACGAGGCCACGAAGGCUGCGGCCACAGCUCAGCUUCGAAGUGUGAAAAUCCGUCUCUGGCCUCCUCCGUGGAUCCUGGAAAAAGAAGCCCUAACGCGCAUCUACUCUCACUUCCCGGUCAACGCCACUUCGCUGAUGGAAUUCCUGAAGCUUUCUCGAAUAGCGAUAAGGAAGCUCACCGAGUCGGAGCCGGAGUUCGAAGAGGUGCUUUCGAGUCCACUGAGUGGCUCACUGCCUUACUUCAGCUACGACCAAGCCCUCGGCGAGGUGUCCAUAUCAGCAGGCGCUGUCCAGUUCCCGCUGUAUGUCCCCGGUGGCACUGCAGUCAUGAACUACGCUGGACUUGGCUUCUCGUUUGCGAUGCAGUUGGUGCGGUUUCUCGAAAGCGUUAGCCGCACGGGGACGGCUGAGCGACGGUGCACAGACAUAAGCGACGGCAACUUUGCAUCGUACACAGCUGCGCUUCGCAAGAGGUCUUCGUGUCUCGCGCCGGCUUACAACGGCAGCUUCUUCCCUGAGGUGGUAGCCUUGGAGGCCACUCACGCCGCAUUCCUCAACAGUGUCGGUGGUGCUCUUGACGGAGAGCGUGUCAUCAAAGAGUUCUCCAAUGAGCAGAUCUUCUACAUCGCAAUCUGCUACUUCCAAUGCGGCCGUCAUGGUGGCCUACGUGAUUUCUUCAACCAAUGCAACAAGGCCGUUAUGCACUUCCCGGAUUUCGCGGCUGCCUUUAAGUGUCUCGUCGGCUCUCGCAUGUACCCUAGCGGCAGCUGUCGCUUCUUCUGA
Dermacentor andersoni is the source of this 1554-nucleotide messenger RNA. RefSeq names its product membrane metallo-endopeptidase-like 1. Lineage: Eukaryota; Metazoa; Arthropoda; Arachnida; Ixodida; Ixodidae. Gene Ontology annotation, cellular component: plasma membrane. Gene Ontology annotation, biological process: protein processing. The record is from RefSeq and is a predicted model, not a curated record. Gene Ontology annotation, molecular function: metalloendopeptidase activity.